GAGAGGAGAAAAAGAAAGGAGAAGAAGAAGAAGUCGCCGCCGGCCGUUCUUUCCUUUUGUUCCGCCGCCGUCCGUCGCCGACCGCCCUCGCCGUUGUUCCUCGUCGCCGUCUGCCACUUUAGUUAUGGAUAAGGGUUGGAUGAAACUUAGAAAUAAGUUAUCCCUUGAGUAUAGACAUGGAAUGACCCAAUUUUUAGAAUUUGCCAAAUUUCACGUUGAUGCUUACGGACGAUUGAGGUGUCCAUGCAAGAGAUGUUUGAAUUUAAAUUGGAGCUCAUUAGAGGGUGUGGAAAGACAUCUGCUGACUAUAGGAAUAUCCCCCUACUACACAGAAUGGGUGUAUCAUGGAGAGUCAUUAAGCUAUAGAGGUACAGAAAACUUUGAGGAAGGAACUAGUAGUAAUCCUUUUAAUGAAGGAACUAGUAGUACACAAUUUAAUGAAGAAGGUGAUAUCUUUGGUAUGCUAAAUGAUUUACAAGCCCCUAUUGAACAUGAAGAGGAAAUAGAGGAAUUUCGUUUGGAAGAUGAAAUGGCGAUGAAUGUUGGGGUAAAUAUAGAUGAAGAUACAACAAAUAAUAUAUUUCAGGACUUAUUGAAUCAAGCACGUAAUGAGUUGUUCCGGGAAACACACGUUCGAGCUGGGACAUUCGUGUCGCAGGCCGCCGAGGAUGCGCAUAAUCAAAUGCUGGAACUCCAAUCCCAGCCUACCCCAGAGGGUAGUCAGCCACUCUCUGAGGAUGAGAUAUGCGAUCAGGUGUUGGGUAGACGACCAGGCUACUCAAAAGGCCUUGGUUGGGGACCCAAGCCGAAGGCCCGCAGAACGGCAAGUGCAAGCAGUUCGUCGACAUCUUGUUCGCAGUCCACACAAAAAGAGAUUGAAUUAUAAGCUAAACUUCAUGAAGCUUUGGAACGGAUUGAAGUACAAGAUAGAAAUCACCAAGCAUUAGCUUCACAAGUGGAAGCUAUGAAAAAGAUGAUUGAAGACCUAACUCGUGCACAACAGGGACCACCACAUGAUCCCUAGCCCUGCGGACCGAAGGUGUAGAAUGACGCGCAUACGCACCUCGUUGGGAGAUUGGGUCUUAUGUUUAUGUUUUUUGUAUAUUGAGAACUAUAUUUUCUUGUAGUCAACUUAUUCGUAUUAUUAAUUUUAAUUCUAUUUUUUAA
Molecule: messenger RNA, 1167 nt
Organism: Cucumis melo (muskmelon)
Lineage: Eukaryota; Viridiplantae; Streptophyta; Magnoliopsida; Cucurbitales; Cucurbitaceae
Exons: 5
Coding region: 125-886 (253 amino acids)
Source: RefSeq, a predicted model, not a curated record